Harpia harpyja (harpy eagle) is the source of this 2622-nucleotide messenger RNA. RefSeq names its product lysosomal associated membrane protein family member 5 (gene LAMP5). Lineage: Eukaryota; Metazoa; Chordata; Aves; Accipitriformes; Accipitridae. The coding region runs from base 75 to 893 and encodes 272 amino acids. The transcript is spliced from 6 exons. Gene Ontology annotation, cellular component: membrane. The record is from RefSeq and is a predicted model, not a curated record.
UAUUUUUUUUUCCUCCGAAGCGGACGCUUUCGGAGGAGCAGCAGCCGCGGACACGCCGGGGCCGAGCAGGGAGGAUGGCCGGGGGGCGCCUCCCGGGGCUGCUCUUCCUUUUGCAUGCCGUGGCGCGCCUAGCUGCCGAGCAAGAAGUUGAAAAUCUCUCUGGGCUCUCCCCUAACCCCGAAAAGGACAUUUUCGUGGUGCGGGAAAACCAGACGACGUGUCUCAUGGCGGAAUUCGCCGCCAAGUUCAUCGUCCCCUACGACGUGUGGGCCAGCAACUACGUGGAUCUGAUCACGGAGCAAGCCGAUAUCCCGCUGUCGCGGGGCGCCGAGAUGAAGGGCAAGUGCGGCACCAACGAGUCGGAGCUGGAGAUCUCCUGGCUGGAGCAAGCGUACACCCUCAAACUCUUCUUCCUGAAGGAGGGGCACAACACGUCCCGGGGGCAGGAGGCUUUCUGGAGGCUCAGCCGGAUCCAGUUCACCUACGACACCGCCGAGCGCACCUACUUCAAGGACGCCGUCAGCCCCGGGAAGCACACGGCCAACUCACACCAUCUCUCUGCCCUGGUCACCCCAGCUGGGAAGUCCUACAAGUGCCAGGCGCAGCAGACCAUCUCCCUCAUCUCCAGUGACCACCAGAAGUCUGUGCAGCUCUUGCUGUCAGAAGUACGUGUCCAGCCCUUCGACAUCACCGCGGAUUUUGUCUUCAGUGAAGAACACAAGUGCCCAGUGGACCAGAGGGAGCAGUUAGAAGAAACCCUGCCUCUGAUUUUGGGCCUGAUACUGGGGUUGGUUAUUGUGAUAACCCUCUGCGUUUACCAUAUCCACCACAAGCUGACAGCUAACCAAGUGCAAAUUCCUCGGGACAGAUCUCAGUACAAACACAUGGGAUAGGGGACAGGAUGGAGCAGCCCAUAUAUUUAUCAGGUAGAACAAGCAAAAGCACUUUUUUCUAAGGUGAGGAAAGGUUAUGGGGGGGGCGAGAGAUGGUAUUCACAACACCUAGUUUUGGGUAUUUCAUGGAGACGCACAAGUUAAGAUUAGGCUUUAAUCUAGUCAGUGCAGAGACAUAGCUGUCUCUGUAAGAAGACUCAGAGCAUCUGAUUUUAGGAGUCUGUCUGUGGCAGUAGGUGGUAUGAAUACCUUCUUAAGCAGCUGGGCUGAUGAUCUGGAAACAGAAAUGCUUCGCAUGUCAAACUUUAACACUGGGGGCAAAAUUAGCUUGCUUUUUUUUUUUUUUUUUUUCUCCUUUUUUCCCUCUCAAGAGACUCUUCCCUCCCCAAUGCGUUGCUCUUGGCAGUGUUCAGCACUCUCUGUUUAUGUCCGUGCAGGGAGCAGGGCUGGGGGACAGAGCCAUUGCACAGACUUCGUUAAGGUCCUCUAAUGAAGGGAUUCAAACCACAUUCCUGAAAUUUGCACUUAUGUCAAGGAAAGCAUGAAGGCAAUACAAGUGUGUUUUGAGGGGGAAAAAACCCAAACCAAAACAAAAAAAAAAAGGCCAGAACCUCAAGCUGGUAUAAAUGGGAGUAACUCCAGUGCAGCAGAUCGCAGCCAGCUGAGGAGCUGACCCCACACUUGAGACUGAGUGAAGAAAGUUUGUUUUUGCUUCUUGAGCCACAUCUGAACUAAACUUAAAAAAAUAAUUUAAAAAAGAGUAUUGAUACACAAAUUACAAAGUGCCAUGCUACUGCAAGUCAACUGAGAAAUGCUUCUGGCUGGACAUCCUGCACGUAUUGUGAUUGUUGUUGAGAUGUUACAUUGCUACCUGUAACCAAUAUUUUCACAAUGAAACAAACAAACAAAAAAGAAAACAGAAAUGUUAAAGUCACUAUGCAGAUUAUUCAGGUAUAAUCUAAUGUAACGGAAAAAAAAUAUAAGGGAACCCUUGAAAUCUAUCCUUAAAUGUAGACAAUUUUUAAAAUCAAUUAAAACAUGUACAUAUAUAAUACUUGAUUUGCCUUCUUAUUUUGAAAUGAUGUAAUGCUUUUUACUAACUCCAUGAUACCUAAUGGAAUUGAUGCAAAAAUACAUCGUCUGAAUGGAUAUUAAAUGUAGGAUUUAUUCUAGCGGUAUUUUUGGUACAGAUGGCUUGGUGAAGACAUGGUGGUAGCUCUGUAUUCUGUGAUUUGUUGGUUAUUUCUGAUAGUCUAAUCUCUCAGCUGUUUCUUUCUUAUGUAUUUUGUGGGCAAUGGUGUGUUUCACUCUGGUCCUGUCGAGUUCCCACUGAAACGUUUGGCUUCCCUUGGCUCUGGUGUUACUGCAGCAAGAGUUAGUCCAGACCUUGUGUUAGUUUAGGCUAUGGAAAAUACCUUCUUGGUUCUGAACUGAUUUGAUCCAAAUAGGGGCUCAUACAGACUGUUCUCUUUUCAGCUUAAAACAGGAUAAUAAGCAAAGAAAAAUAGCAAUUUCAAUGUCGAGAAAUAUGAGGGGAGAAACUUAACUGCUUUUUAAUGCUGCAGCCUCCUCUAAAAUUUAGUUGGUUUUGUUUUUUUUUUAUGAAGGUGGAUGCAGCAAGAGCCUUUCUUUAGUCCUGUCUUAUUCCUGGUCUCAUUUCUAUGUUAUGUUCAGCUUUUUGUUUUCUCGUUUGGACGUAAGAAGCAGAAUUACGGUGCUAAUGAAGCUU